AUCAAAGAAUCCACUUCCUAGCCAAUCAGAAGUUGAGAGGGCUGAGCGCACAGCCAAUCAGAGAUGAAGAGGCAGAGCUCCGGAUCCAGUUGACGGUGCGUGGCUCUGAUCUCUCUCAGUUUACUUGAGCUCGCGUAACGGCUCGGCUGCGCCGCUGAGAGAGCAGAAAACAGACUUUACAUGGAGUGACAAGGGCACCAAAGAGCACUAACCACCUCAGACAGCCUUAAACGUACGUUUAAAGUGUGUAUGUCGAGUUUUGUGUCAUUUCCCGGCCAACGAAAUGUCUCAAAGAGUUCGCAAAAACGGAUCUCCGACGUCUAACUGCAGCGGAGCGACCGCGGGAAGCCCGAGCGGAUCCCCGGGGAUCAGCGCCGCUGGAGUGAGUUUACUGGGUCGCCUGCUGCCCAUGAAAGCCACGGUUCCCUUCCAGCUGAAAACGCAGACACAGCACCCUCUACAGUCACGGACAGUCCUCUCCUCCACCGGUAACGGUAAAUGCCACAGCAGCGGAACCCACAGCCGGAGCCCCACGCGAUCCCUCUCCUCCAGUGCCUCAAACGUUUCUGCAGCCACGUCCACUUCCUCUGCGACGUGCUCACAGUUCAUCGCUGUUCCCGCCGCUCCCUCCUCAUCUUCCUCUUCACCAUCCUCAUCAUCCUCAUCAAGAACUAGUCCCAUUAUCGCUGUGCACGCGUCAAACCCCAGAGCGUCCCACGCGCAGGUACCUGUGCCACCCUCUUCAUCAGGUGUGCACCUGAGCCCCCAGUGCUGCUCUCCCUCCCAGCAGAUCAGCUGCAGCUCGGACACUUCAGCCCUUACCUCUAAUUUAUCAGCCUCUCCGUCUUCAUCCUCGUCGCUGUGGUCGUGCGCUCACAGAGCCAAACCCCUCCAGACCCCUGAACAUGACAGACUGUCUCCGGAGAGGCUCAGUCCCAGCUCACCUGUCUGCGCAGACAAGCAUAGACUUCCUGUGGCAGGGUCUUGGUGUACCACCAGCAAUAACGGUAGCAUUCGUCGCACCUCUUCUUUGGACGCGCUCACGGCCCCUUACCUGUCUGGACACUGGCCCCGGGACUCCAACCACGCCCCUUGUGCCCCUUGCAUGAGGGACAAAUCCACUCAGACCCCCAGCGCCUGGGCCGAUGAAUGCGAAGAGAAGAAGAGGGGCUGUCACAAGCGCUCAGCCUCCUGCGGCAGCACUGACCAGCUAAAAGAGAUUGUGAAGCUGAGGCAGCAGCUCCAGCGCAGUAAACACAGCAGCCGUCACCAUCGUGACAAGGAACGCAAAUCUCCCUUCAAUGGCAACCAUGCUGCUUUCAGCCAAUCACAGGCUCCUAUUCCAAAGAGCGUCCUGAUCUCUAUCCCCAUCUCCAAGUCCUCCGUCUCUCGUUUCCGGAACAGCGUGGAGGGGCUGAAUCAGGAGAUCGAGCGCAUCAUUAUCCGAGACACAGGAGACCGAGAGGAGCAGCUUAUUCCUCAGGAGGCUCCGGAUGGGCAUCGGGCUCCUCCUCCUCUCUGCCAACGCAGCGCCAGCUCCCGCAGCAUUGACACACAGACGCCCCUGGGCACCGCAGCGGGCAGUAACCACAGCAACAGCAGCAGCCGCUCUCAGUCCAUCUCACCCACGUUCCUGAACGUGCCAAGCGAGCCCUGCAGUGAUAGUCCAUCUCCCCACGAGGACGAGACUCUGGCUGACGGCCGUGAGAAAGAUCUGGCCCCCAGCUCACCCCUACCCAAAUACGCCUCAUCACCGAAGCCGAACAACAGCUACAUGUUCAAACGCGAGCCGCCCGAGGGCUGUGAGCGAGUCAAGGUCUUCACAGAGGAAACACAGUCCAGGCCUCCGCGGGAGAUCCCACAGUUCCUGUGCCCAGAUAGGAACAAGGUCAAUUUCAUCCCCAAGAGCGGCUCUGCGUUCUGCCUGGUCAGCAUUCCCAAACCGCUGAUGCCCACACAGGAGCUCAACAACCUCAAGAACCAGAGCGCCGCCCGUCUCACGCCUGAACCCGAGCCGAGAGUCUCGCGAAGAACCUGCAUGCUUUCCCAGCAGCCCUCAGGCUCCUCCCCCUCCUCCUGUCUGUCAGAGAGUUAGACACGCCCCUCAACCAGCAUCCCAGCAACUGCGUCCGCAUACCCUGCACAUUUCAAUAAUCGAAGAUGAUUAAAAAAAUUAUAAUAAGUGACUCUUAGAGAACAAAGCGGUUAUUAAUAAUAGCUUUGGUUGGGUGAGAAGAUGAAACGGUUGCCUUUGCUAUGCACAUUUUUAGCUUUGUGCUUGUUCUCAAAGAACAAAGGCCAUUUUUGGGGGGUUUUGGGUUUGUGAUAAACAUAUUUAGCUUUUUAUUAUUCCUCUACCUUUCAUAGAUAACAAGUGAACCUGAGAAUGUGUGUCUCUCAUCGCUAUGGACACGAAUCUAAAUGAUCUUUCUCAGUACUGAGGUGGCUGCAUAGAUCUGUUUUUGUGAGACGCAGUGUAUAUUUUAUAAUAGUUUGCAGUGGAUCGCAUUUGCGAGAAUCGUUUCUGUCAUAUUAGGACCGGCACAUCAUUGAAUGCAAAUGAUGCCAUUUCAGAUGAGACCAAGAAACCUGGUAGAAUGAAUUCUGGGUUGAUGAAGGUCUCCGGGACUGAAUCGUUGCCUUCUCCGUUCAGUCCUGACAGAAGCAGCAGCGGAACAAGCUUUUUCUCCUCUUCCUUUCUCACUGGUGGCGAGGAGACCGAAAGGUGCUAAAGAUAAGACUAGCGAGUGUGAGAGAGAACGCCGCUUAACGGCUACAGGACGAGUGGCCUGUAAACCCGAUUCUUUUGUUUGCAUAGUUGUAAAAUGCUGUUUGUUUCAAAUGCAUAUGGGUCCAAACUCUGAACUUCAAGCCCAGCUGGGAACAAAGUGAGCGAGCGAGAGGAGGGCAAGACAGGGUCUGGGUGGACAGACGAGAUGUUUUCUCACCUCUCGCAAAGAUUAAACCGAUUUAGCUCGAGGAAUGUUUGAAAGAAGGACACGACAAGUACAAAAUCCAACUGCGAAAAUGUAAAGCAUAAAUGUCCAGGUAGUUCACAAUUCAGAUGUCUAUCAAAACAUUCAUGGAAUGUUUCCUGUGAUAUCCAAUGAAAUAGUUUACAAAGUCAGAGCACAAUAUUGUCAUUAGAUUGAUUUAAUGCAUGCAUUCUGGGAAAUUUCAGUCUGUGUGUGUGUGUGUGUGUGUGUGUGUGUAUGUGUGUGUGUAUCACUAGAUUCAAGCAAUUAAAAACAGCACAGAUUUUCUCUCCGUUUCAGUGUCUAAAUGGCAUUUUCAUCAUGGAGCAGACUUUUCCAAAUCUUCCUUAUUGAGCAUCUAGGCUGAUUUCCUAUGAUGUAGUUGUUUUAAUCGUUAUUUUGUAUGAAAUAAAGUAGCGUCUGAUGAAAGAUUGUCAUUUUAUGCAGCUCACGCAAGUGCUUCUGUAGACUUGGCCAAAGAGAACAUUUCCUGUGGCUCAGCGACAGUCAUUGUAGAUGGAGAAAGAUGGAAUUAUAAGGCGACUUAAAGAAACGGUUCACCCAAAAUUGUAUGGUUUCCCAUCUUCUGUGGAACAUACAAGAAGAUAUUUUGAGAUGUCUUUUUUUUUUUUUUUUUUUUUUUUUGAAAGUCUAUGGACACCAAAACGGCUUGGUUCCCAACAUUCUUCAAAACAUAUUCUUUUGUUCCACAGAAGAAUUCCACACAGGUUUGGAACGACAUGAGGGUGAGUAAAUGAUGACAGAAUGCUCAUUUUUGACUGAACUAUCCCUUUAAUGGACAACAGUAGUACUAAUUGAACGCUGUGUCAUUCACUUGCGGGAGUAAUUUAGGAUUUUCAGCUUAAAGCUCAGAAGUGCUGUGGGAAGGCUGUCACGGAUGGGCCGCUUGCGGUGCGUUUGUGCUUUGUGUGCAGGGUGGGGUUCCUCACAGUUGUUUUGUUGGGAGGCAUUUUAGCAGAGUUCCUGUUUUUUGUUUUUUUGUUUUUUUUUUCUUGUUCACUCUUGUAGUUAAGGAAGGUAUUGUUUUGAGCUUUAAACGACACACAACAUGAACCUGGAAUACUUUAGCACUUUUAUACCAGCAUUGUGAAUCAGUACGGGAGCUCUGUGUUUGAACUGAAAUAAUCUCACAGCCUGUGAUUAAUAUCGUAGAUCAGUACUCAGGAAUGUAAAAGCAGCAAUCUCUUCUGGCAACGGCACAAGAAUCCAAACAUUUCUUGCUCAAAAACAAAUUGAUAACGUUUUAUCAAGCGCUUUGUAUAUCUCCUUAGGAUAUGUAUUGAAGUAGAGAACUCUCUCGCUGUAGGGCCAAUAUUAAUAUACUUUUAUAUGGAUAGUGGCCUACUCUUUGUAAUUAGAGCGGAAUACCAGUCAGAUAUUAAUAAUCCAUAUGUACAGCUUCUUAACGCUGGGACAGUGUUGUAUGAUGGGAUACUGUGUUGGAUGCUGUCUGUCUUCAGUGGAUGUUUCUCCACAUGCACCAUAUACUCUCUUGUGUUGUUACGUGUGUAUGGAACUCAACAGAAUAAAGUUGCACUCGCUCCAAACGUCUGAGGGUGUUAUUUGAUGUGUGAGUUGCGUUUGGGGUUAACCGUUUUUCCAAUAAUGAGAUGUCUUUGUUGGAUAAUGUGGAGUGUGAUUAUUAGUUGGUGCUGGUAUCAAAGGGAACCCAGGAAUAUUAAAGAAAGCCUUCCAAGUGUCAUUAGAAAUGUUUCAUCUCUUGCUGAGAACAAAAAUGUGGAGUAAUGAAAAUAUUUGUAUUUUGGCACUAGACUUCUAACAUGUGUUUUGGGUGCUAUCUCACACACACACACACACACACACCACCUAGUGGUAAUCAUGCUGUAAGAAUGCAUGUCCUCACAUGAUGGACACAAAUCAAGAGUGACACUUUACAUUUUUUCAGUCUUCAGGCUGGCUUUUUAUUUGAUUAAAUGACUGGUAAUAUAAAGCUGAAGAUGCUUAGAAUGAUUAUGAUUCAUUACAAUGCUUAUCACAUUUUUCCCCCUCUGAUUUCACUACUGAGUUGGGGAUGUUUUUGGUGAAAGUAAUGAAUAUUUUUUUCAGAAAGGACACAUUAAAUGAAUCAAUAGUUUAUUAAAUAAACACAGCCUUGAUGAGCAAAAGAGACAUUAAAAAACAUGAAAAAAAAAAAUAAAAAAGCAUAAAAAUAAAUUCACUCACCCUAAACUUCUGAACAGUUGUAUAGGUGUAUUAAACUGGUAUGCACUGCACUAUUUCAACCAAACUACUGGGGAAAAAAGAUUAAAAAAAAUAAAAAGCUGAUGCCAAUGGAUGAUUGACCAUAAUUAUAAGAAAUUGAAAUGGGUAUAUACACAUACAAUCACUGAUCAAAAAUGUUUAAAAUGUAGAA
This is a messenger RNA of Onychostoma macrolepis, 5370 nucleotides long. It is a transcript of the gene fam117bb, whose product is annotated as family with sequence similarity 117 member Bb. The coding region runs from base 284 to 2095 and encodes 603 amino acids. Gene Ontology annotation, molecular function: somatostatin receptor activity. Gene Ontology annotation, biological process: G protein-coupled receptor signaling pathway. The transcript is spliced from 8 exons. Gene Ontology annotation, cellular component: membrane. NCBI's taxonomy places the organism in Eukaryota, Metazoa, Chordata, Actinopteri, Cypriniformes, Cyprinidae. The record is from RefSeq and is a predicted model, not a curated record.